AUGCCCUCAAGACUUACCCUCCUCAUCCUCCUCACUGCUGCCAUAGCCCUCCUCCUCUCGCCCUCCCUCAUUAGCAUCUCCCACACAGUCUCCACAGAAAUCAAAGCAACGCCGACCUAUGUUCGCGACAAGUCCCUCGAAUACACCUUCGUCCGCGGGGCUCUCAUCCGCGGCAGCAUUCCCCUCGACGCCAUGAUUCUCAAACGCAACGAGCACACCUUUGGCCCCAUCCACGCACUUCGCAACGAAAUCCUCCAAAUCGAAAUCCCCGGUUCUGGAAUUCUCCGCCGUGCCAAAGUGCUUCGUAAUCGUGAGAAAGAUUUCGCGUACAGGGAAGAGUUGCAGUACGGGAUGUGGAUCUUGCAUACCAUCCGGUUUGUAGAGGUGGAGAAGAGGGUGACGAGGCUGGAGUAUGAGAAGAGGUGGAAGGGGAGUGCAAUGGCGUAUGGAUUGGGAAAGAUGGGGCUUCUGGAGAGUGCUGGGAGUGAGACGGUGGGGACAUUGGAGGGGUUGGGGAAGGAGAUUGAGGAGGCGUAUGCGGAGGAGAAGGAGAAGUGGGGGAAUUCGAGGUAUGAGUGA
Messenger RNA from Cercospora beticola, 579 nucleotides. RefSeq lists its product as uncharacterized. Lineage: Eukaryota; Fungi; Ascomycota; Dothideomycetes; Mycosphaerellales; Mycosphaerellaceae. The record is from RefSeq and is a predicted model, not a curated record.